AUUCCUAGCGUCCCUCGGGGCUGUUGCGACCCUUGGCUGCUAAACAAACAAGUUGGUAUUGAUUUCAGGGGUUAGUUGCGACUCGAUCCUUCAGCAGCAUGGCCAGCCUGUCUCUCCUGCGGAUAUUUUUUGAAGUCAGCCGCCUGAUUGGACUCAGCAACCUGCACUACGAUCACCGGAAGCAGUUCUUCAGGCAUGACCAUGUGCCCACCAUUGCCUACUGUCUCCUCCUCGAUGUGGCCUACGUUUUGGUCCUGCCCAUUGCCACUGUCGUUCUGACAGGCAACCUAUACACUUGUCCGGACAUGGGCAUGUUUGCAGCCGUCUACAAUGUAGUGGGCUUGGUCAAGCUGGUAACCGUAGUGCUCCUCAUGGGCAGUGUGUGGUUCCAGCGGCGCCGAUUGCAGAACCUGGGCAAUGAGUUCCUGGCCAUGCUCCGCCGGUUCAGGUUCGCGAUGGGCAAUGAUUGCCGAAGACGUUGCCUGUGGAAGCUACUGCUCACAACCUCCCGGUUUGUGCUGAUGGUGCAGCAGCUCCUGGUUCGGGACUCGCUCAUAAAAUGUAAAAUGAGUUCAAAGUUCGAACGGUCGUUGGCUCCAAUUUUUUCGGCAGCCAUGGUGUUCUCCCUUCUCAUGCUCCUCCUUGUGAGCUAUGUGGACCUCACCGUGUACAUGAUCCAGGUCAACGGAAACUGGCUACUGGAGAACAUGUCGCAGAAUGCCCGCGAAAUGGUCCAGGAUCUGAAAACUUUGCCCAAAAGAAAUGGCAAUAUCCGGAACAUGGGAUUAAGGCAAGUACUGCGCGCCUGGCAGCGUGUUUGGGAAAGAUGUAUGCGUCUGGACAGAGUUCUUCAGCAGCUCUUGGAGAUCUUCCAAUGGCAGCUGCUCUUCAACCUCCUGACCACCUACAUUUUCAACAUAGCCACCCUGUUCCGGAUGUGGAUCUACAUAGAGUACGAUCAGAAUUUCCAUUUGUGGAAAGGUAUUCUCUCUGCGAUUAUUUUCCUCGUCCACCACGUGGAAAUUAUGAUGCAGUUUUCCGUUUUUGAAAUUAAUCGUAAAAAAUGGCAGGAGCUUUUCGAUUCUAUGGAAGGACUUUGGUUUAUGACUUGUUUUGGUAACCGGUGUGAAAGCCGACACGAAUUGGUGCUCUCCAGGAAGCUCGAGUUUUUCCUUUUGUAUCUAAGUCGGAAGCUUCAGAGAGAACCUCAGAGGGUGCGGCGCCUUCACAUAGCUGGGCUUUUUGAUUUGAGCCUUCAUUCAGUUCAUCGAAUGACCCGCUCGGUAGUGAGCAACGUCCUGGUUCUCUGUCAGAUUGCGUACAAGAUAUAUGGUUGAGGACCUAAAAAGCUUUUCGAAAGCUUCAGCAUCACUGGGGUGGUAUCCUUUUCGGACAACUUUGUGUCCUUUUUAUAUCCCAGCAUUGUUUUUAUAUCCCAGCAAACCAUACUUGGAGACUUGC
Molecule: messenger RNA, 1461 nt
Organism: Drosophila ananassae
Lineage: Eukaryota; Metazoa; Arthropoda; Insecta; Diptera; Drosophilidae
Gene: Gr58c
Product: putative gustatory receptor 58c
Exons: 2
Coding region: 99-1337 (412 amino acids)
Biological process (GO): sensory perception of taste
Cellular component (GO): membrane
Source: RefSeq, a predicted model, not a curated record